Messenger RNA from Neomonachus schauinslandi (Hawaiian monk seal), 2470 nucleotides. It is a transcript of the gene PRR3, whose product is annotated as proline rich 3. Bases 522 to 1271 code for a protein of 249 amino acids. The record is from RefSeq and is a predicted model, not a curated record. The transcript has 5 exons. Lineage: Eukaryota; Metazoa; Chordata; Mammalia; Carnivora; Phocidae. Gene Ontology annotation, molecular function: metal ion binding; RNA binding.
CCCAAAUUCCUUGUGGGAGCGAUAAGGAGCAGGUUUACAGAUCAUAAAGGCAAGCGCAGGCGAGGAAGGAAACCCAGGUGGGACAAGGAUUUUUGGAGAGAGGUCAGAGGGCAUGAAGUUGUGACUGCAGCCGUUACCAUAGUAACCGGGAACCGGAUGUGGCGAUCUUAAGGGGCGACAGCUCUCUCAGGUGUUCUGGCCCGAGAGCCUAUCGACUCUAUGGCACACAAUGAGGAGCCGGUUGUGGGUUUUUUUUCAGAGAGGGGAUAAGAGAGGAAUUCUUCAAAGCAUUUAUAGGAACGCAACAAAAAGAAGGCUUGAGACUGCCUCUGUGCCUGGCAGAGACCGAGGGAGGCGUUUUAUGAGAGAAUGAGCCUCACAAAAGCUCCUCGCAGCCUUCCGGAAGUGAAAUGGCGGGAGCCUCAGCCUCUCCAUCCACCCCCCGGAAGCGGAAAUAGAAUCCCAGCGUGCCCCUUCCUCACUGCCCUCCAAAUCCCGCUGCAGCCAUUGCCGCAACCACGAUGCCGAAACGAAAGAAGCAGAAUCAGCAGCAGCCGCCGCCACCGCAGCAGCCCCCGCUGCCAGAGCGGGAAGAGACUGGAGACGAGGAGGAUGGGAGUCCUAUCGGACCACCCAGUCUUCUGGGCCCUCCCCCCAUGGCCAAUGGAAAGCCUGGUGACCCCAAGUCAGCCCCAAACUGGAAUCCACCCACAUGUCCACCAUCAGUAGAAUGGAUAAAUAAGUUGUUGUGUGUGCAUGCAAUGGGAUACUACACUGCAAUGAAAAUGAACGAACUCCUGCUACAGGCAACCUGGAUGAAUCUCACAAACACCAUGUUGAGCGAAAGGAGCCAGACAGAAAAGAAUGCAGACUCUCUUCACAGAGGUCCUCCAGGAUCAAGGGGACCAAUGAUUCCACCACUGCUGAGUCUCCCACCUCCUCCCCGGGGCAGAGGCCCAAUUCGGGGAGGCCUAGGCCCCAGGUGUGGCCCAUAUGGUCGUGGUUGGUGGGGGGCCAAUACUGAACCUCCUUUUCCUGGACCAGGCCAUGGGGGUCCUUCCAGGGGAGGCUUUCACAAAGAGCAGAGAAAUCCUCGAAGGCUCAAAAGUUGGUCUCUUAUCAAAAAUACCUGCCCGCCCAAGGAUGGCCCCCAAGUUGUGGAAGACAAAUCCAACCGCCCUGUCUGCCGACACUUUGCCAAAAAGGGCCACUGUCGAUAUGAGGACCUCUGUGCCUUCUACCACCCAGGCGUCAAUGGACCUCCUCUGUGAGACUGUGCCUUCCCAUCGAGGCUGGAAGGAGCCCUCUGACCCAGCGGCCAUAUAUUUCCCUGUGGCCCUGUGAUGGCUACUGUGAGGCUGUUCCACCCACCACCCUCAGUCAGUGACACCCGCCCCCAUCCGCCACCUCCCCAAUUUGGGGUCCAGAGCUGUGUUUCAUCACUGGUGCCCAGUGUGUGGGCUUUCUUCUGAUCCAGCCUCCAGAGACUCGCCUUCAGGACCCCAUCUUUGCUCCCUUCAACUGCCUCCUGGAUCCUCUUCCCCCUCGCCAACUGACUGCUGAACAGGAAACCUCUUUGGUGCUGUUUCUUGUGCAUCUGUCCACCCAGCCCCCGGUACUGCCCUCGAUUCCUGAGAGCCCUGGAGCAGUUUCCUACCAUUCCCUUCUAGCUGCUUGUUUUAAGUCCUUUUUAUGUGACAGCCCCUACCCCCGAAGUUGCCAGUUGCUCUGUGAAACUCACCAGGUUGACCUGGGGUCAAGUAUGGAUGACGGGUGCAGAGUUACUCCCUGAAAGGCCACUCUCCCUGCUUUUGGAUUUUGUAGUUUCUACGUCAGUAGCAUGAUCCCCACCGCUCUGGUCUGUGAUCACUGUGCUUUGUGAAACUGUGCAUCCCCUCGUACGUAGCCUUUCUCAGUGUCCGUGGCAUCUUUGUGACUUCCCAACACUAGAGUAAGUUUUUCUGCCAAAAUGAGUGAGGCUCUUGGUGCCCUCUAGACUUUCCGCACCUCCCAACAUGGGAGAAUUGUGAAACUUUCCACAAGACUGCCUCCCUGGUCUCCCCAUUCUCCUGGUGUCGGUUUUUCUGGGUUUGACACAAGCCCAUGAGAUGUCCUCUGAAGCCUCUGACGGGCUACCCUAUUUCCUCUCCAGCCCACUUUAGUUAGAGUACGUCAUUGUGAGGCCACCAGCCCUUUCGUCUGAAUUCUGUGAAUCUCCACCCGGCCUACCUUUGGGUGGAACCUGGACAGUACUGUCGCCCUCAUCUAACCUUCUUCCCUACAUCCCUGGCACUGGUUGUUUUCUGUGAAAACGGCAGUGAACAGGUUUGGUUUUGAACUGGCCCUGAGGAAAUGGGUCAGGAGUUGUGUGGGCAAGACGGAAGGAUGAGAGCCGUUGGAGAACUGAGAAUGAAUUUUUUUUCUUUUUAACAUUUUUUUAUAUUAGUAAUAAAUGCAGUGGAAACAAGCA